Molecule: messenger RNA, 1187 nt
Organism: Exophiala mesophila
Lineage: Eukaryota; Fungi; Ascomycota; Eurotiomycetes; Chaetothyriales; Herpotrichiellaceae
Exons: 1
Coding region: 260-1057 (265 amino acids)
Source: RefSeq, a predicted model, not a curated record
GUUGAAUCCCCCAGAAUAAUUUGACUCACCGUCCACAGACACUUAUGUUCGAGGAGUUGUAUUAGCUGGGCAUACCAAUUACUGCCGUUCUCCUCAAGAGCGCAAGAGAGGCCAGCCUAUGAUCUACCAGUCGCCCCGUAAGAACGAGACAUUCUUCCCACCACCACUACUUUCGCAAUGAGUGCAUGAGUCGAUCCUAGACGAUCCGUCUCCCACAAUCCCUCUACUCCUCCCUUGAUAUUUGUUCUCGGGAGCGUCCAUGCCACCGUCAUGGCGAGACGGACUCGUCAACGCUUUCCCAGUUCCAAAGGAUCGCAUGAAGUUCACCAAGAAGAGCACGCAAGCAACACCCACACAGAAUGUUGAGGUGGAGACCAAUGAUGAAAUUGAGCUCUCGAGCCCCAUUGUUCCGUUCCGAUUCUUCGACCUUCCUGCGGAAGUGCGCAAUGAGAUUUAUGCACUAGUUUUGUUCAGUAGCGCAGGCUACCGAAGAUCAGAUGGUACCAAAAAAUCCCGUACCUCGAUUCUCACUGUGAGCAAACGAGCGCACUUGGAGGCUUCCUACGUACUCUACUCUGCUUCCACGUUCAAGAUCUUCCCAAUUCAAGAUUUUGUACAAGAGCCACUCGUCCAGGAAUUACGACCCAUAUAUCGCUCGAUGGUGGUCAAUGUCGAGAUUUUGGUUGGGUCUAGCUGGACGUGUCCGCCGAAAAGCUGGCGAGUCAGCAAGCUUCUGGCCAAGCGAUUGAGCAGAUUGACUUCUCUACAGACACUGAAGGUGUUUGUGGAAGUUGACCCUAGUGAGCCUGAUUUUGAAAAAUAUCGCAUCUCACUGGACUUCUACACAGACUUUUGUGGGGAUUUGUUCCGGGAUCUCCUGGUGGCAUUGCCAAUGGUCAAGUUUGUUGAAAUGAACGGGAAUCCUGGGGUCAAUACGCGUGGUCCCUUGGUCACGAGACUGGUCAAGGAGACUGAAGCAAAAGGCAAGAUACUGACCUUGGGCCCCACGAAGCCAAUGCUUGCACCUGGCGGUGUGCAAAUUGCAUUCUGGAGCUAAUCCUCCUUGACGGCGUUAUGUAGUCACGAUAAUGAAUGUAAUGGAAUACGGUUUAAUGACUCUCUUCAACUACACUCAGGUUCUUCCAUCUAUAUCACUCAAUUUUCAAUUCAAGUAGCGACUCAAAAUA